AUGGUGAUUUCUUCAGCUUUAGAUAAACCCAAGUCUUUUGAACACAAUGAUUAUGUACUUUCACCUCCUGAUGAAGUUGUUGCUUAUACUUGCUCUUCUAAUAAAAAUGUAUGGACUAAAACCAUUAGACUAGAACAAUGUGGACGUGGCGAUUUGGCUUCUCUGCUUACCUUUAUCGCAUGCAUUCAAAAGAUUUCUCCUAUUCGCAUGUAUAAUUCAGAAAAUGUUGGUGUUAUUAAAAAUAACGUAAAUUGUGGUUUGUAUCUUCCGGGUUCUAUUCACUUAACCGGAUCCGAUUUGACAUUUUCCUAUCAAUUUUCGAAAUCUGGAAGUGUACACGAUCUCCUCAAGCCCUACUUUGUCGACGGUGGUCUUCCCGAAUCCAUUGUGCAGGCGAUAUUCUCUAGAGCGGUGAGAAGCUUAUAUCAACUUCACAAGAAUCGUUGGAUACAUCGAUCGAUUUGUGCUAGGCAUAUGCUUUUAUAUCAACUACCCGAUGAAGAUGACUCAUUGGGUAUUGCAUUUUGUGGUUUGGGAAGCAUUGUUCCUGUAAGUCCUUUCGGCAGUUCUCUUAAUCGAACUGAUGUUCCCAUUAUCGAUGCUACUUGGAGGGGUUGGCACUAUCAGAAUCUCCAGGAUAAUAUCUACAGCACCCAUCCCGCUGCCUGGUAUAGUCCAGAAAUGGUCGCACAGGACUUUGAGGGCUAUGGUAAACCAUCGGAUAUUUAUAGUUUAGGGUUGGCACUGGCUGAGAUGUUUACUGGAAUUGCGCCUUUUGUUGGUACCAUCACUCCAUCUCUAAUUUUUCUCAAGAAAAUGACUCUCAAAGGAGCUAUUCAACUGCCUUGCUCCCCGGGUCAAACAGCUAGUGCUGAACUGAUCUCUGUCUUUGAAUCAUGCACUAAAUUCGAUGCCAGCCAGCGUCCAACCGCGGAAGAACUUCUGGAAAAUGAAUGGGUCAAACAGGGUCUAGCCACGCCGUUGAAGGAAUCCCAUCUUACUCGUUUUCGUCUGCAGUAG
Rodentolepis nana is the source of this 1020-nucleotide messenger RNA. NCBI's taxonomy places the organism in Eukaryota, Metazoa, Platyhelminthes, Cestoda, Cyclophyllidea, Hymenolepididae. The record is from the annotation of a GenBank genome assembly.